This is a messenger RNA of Cercospora beticola, 2166 nucleotides long. RefSeq names its product Pfu1p (gene PFU1). The record is from RefSeq and is a predicted model, not a curated record. NCBI's taxonomy places the organism in Eukaryota, Fungi, Ascomycota, Dothideomycetes, Mycosphaerellales, Mycosphaerellaceae.
GCAAGACAAAGACAUGAUCGACAUUUGAAUUGAGGUUUCCUCUCUCUGCUUACUGUCUGAGUGGAAAGCUUUUAUCAAGAUGAAGCCGUGAAACCAUCUCGAACACGUGCGUAGAGCAGGCACUUUUGCCACAACAUGACUACCACGUCGGCCAAUUCUUCGUCAAUACUUCACUGGGCAAAGCUGCUCAGAUUCACUCCACUUGCCACAACCUCACCAUCAUGUCGGCACUAAACCAACAGAUCAACUGGACCAUCACCAUGGCUGACAAUCUCGAGCAAGUCAAGAAGCGUGGCAAAAUCAAGCCCUUGAUGAAGCACAGGCAUUACGAGAACGAAGACGAGGUAUCGUCCAAGCAGGAGCAGAAAGACACCACUCCCAAAGUCUGGACCACCCUGCCUAUUUACCUUCCGGAUGAAAUUAUCAUCCAAAUCGUCGAAUACGUCUCUCACUUUCGUUCCGCCCAACUCACACUUGCUUCCUGUUGCCGGCUCUCCCGUCAGUGGUACUCCGCCUCUGUUCCCUACCUUUACGCAAUCCCCUACGUUACCGGCAAGAACUUCGAUGCGUUUGUCCGCGCCAUUUGUCCCUCUAUCAACCUGCACGUCCGCAAAAGUCCAUUGGCCGAGUUCGUCAAGGUCCUCAACAUGUCACACCUGGUGCAUUCCGGGAGCAAAGCCACGACCGCUCGCCUCUUGGGUCGCACAAAGGGGAAUUUGGAAGAGUUUGUUGCGCCCCAAGCCAGUUUUGGAACGAAUUGCUUUCCUGCUCUGGGGAAAAGCCGGAAUUUGAAGGUCCUGGAUCUAAGUCUUGUGAGCGAGAGCCCACCUUUGAUGGACCUGUUCAAAACGAUUGGGCAUUUGGCCAAACUUUCGCAUUUACGGCUGCCGCGCAGCGCAGGUUUCAGUCAAGGCUUCCACGCAGAAGCGAUGACAUGGCCACCGAAUCUGGAGGAUCUAUGCCUGAGCGGCGGCAUCGACGUGCAUUUCCUGCAAGGCGUUGUGUCGUUCCCCGAGACUUUGCGAAGUCUGACGGUUGAGCAUUGUCCAAUGGCUAAGACAGGCGCGAUCUUGCAUUUGUUGAGGACGGCUGUGCGGCCACUGCCAAAUCUGGAGAUUCUGAGAUUAUCGAAUCUGCCUAGACUGAUGGGCAGUUCACUGGAUGACGUCUUGGUUGUCUUGCCUGGGCUGACGAAGCUGAGUAUCAGCGUGGAUUACAUCACUCCUCAGGUAUUCGAUUUGGGUGCAGAUCGAGGGCAUGAGUUGCCAGAGAUUUGGUUGCCUCCUGGCCCUAGGCAUGGGGCCGAUCCGCAUUGCCAACUGAGGACACUGGAACUGACGAACUCGGGCAACCCAGGCGUUGAAGACAAGAUCACGCCGAUCGAUGUAUUGAUCGCGGUGGAGGAUGGCUCGUUACCAAAGUUGAGGCAGGUCAGAGUUGCGAAGAGCUUAUUUUGGCAGUCCGGAUCGAAUGCGGACGAGACUGCGGCCUUGAGCGACGCCUUGCAGGAUGCUGCAGUGAAGGCUGGUGAUGCCGAGGAGAUGGAAAGCGGCGUCUGGACGUUUGAUGGCUGAAGACUGGCGUACAGAAGCUGAACACAUCAAAACCCUCUAUCUUUUCACGAAGUGCAGGAAGGCCGCUCGACCUGAUCUCGUGAUCAUGUCGAGAUCUCCACGUCAGGCUGUGGUAGCAAAGCUCCUAUCCGAUGUUGGGCGAACAGCGAGUCCUUGUGCGGGCUGUGCGCAUCGAAGGUGGUCAGCUAGCUGGCCCGCCCGUCUCGUGUCACCAGCGCAAAAAAUAUCUUCAAUGGACAUGGCUGCGGGAGACAGCACCCAUGAGUUCAACGAGCCAUGGGUACACGAAUCACUGUCCGUAUCAGACGUGCAAACGAACUCGGAGGAAGCCAGUCUCGGAAGGCAAGCACUGUGAUGCGACUCAAUUUCGAGAACCAAAACGCUGCAAUGCAUCUCACACAAUGCUACUCUGGCGUAUAUUGCAGCUGUUGUUGCAAGCGACAGUAGCCUAAGGCAUUGAUAGCACAUGACAGAGAGCUAGCCUUGCUGGUGAGAACUACAGUACUUUGAAGAAGGUACCUCGGCUUCCCUUCCUCCGGUGGCAUGCUUUGUGGUAUGCAAGGUGUAGCUACGCAGAUCCACUCCGCGCUUG